Molecule: messenger RNA, 2398 nt
Organism: Dreissena polymorpha
Lineage: Eukaryota; Metazoa; Mollusca; Bivalvia; Myida; Dreissenidae
Product: solute carrier family 22 member 4-like
Exons: 8
Coding region: 59-1615 (518 amino acids)
Biological process (GO): transmembrane transport
Cellular component (GO): membrane
Molecular function (GO): transmembrane transporter activity
Source: RefSeq, a predicted model, not a curated record
UAAGUGAACGUUCAUAUGUUUCUCUGUCAAGUAUCAAUAUCACAUUAUUUCGAGAGUCAUGGAGGGUAAAAUCGGCGUUACAAGUGCAGAUAAGAUCAUUGAGGAGAUAGGCGGAUGCGGACGUUUCCAAUGGCGUUUGUCCGCCCUGAUCCAUGCCAUGAAGACCGUCGUAGCGUUCUGUAUGGUUGCCUCAGUCAUCAUGUCCAAGAAGCCUACGGCCUGGUGGUGCCGCACACCAUACGUAGUCAACGCGACGGGUAUAAUUGUUGACGCGACGGCGUCUUGCGCAUCGCGGCCAAACGCGACCAACUGUUUCCUAAAGACGUGUCGCCCUGGUAACGCCAGCAAUUGCGAGACUUACGAGUACGACAACAGCCCGUCCACUCUAGUGACCGAAUUCGACCUUCUCUGUGACUGGAGCUGGGUACCCAGCACUAUCAUGUCCAUCCAGCUUGGCGGCGUUCUGCUGGGGAAUUUCUUCGGCGGUCUAUUAGCCGACAUGUUUGGAAGGAAACCCGUGCUGUUCGCGUCAAUCUUCGUUCUGACCGUAUCAAACCUCGUUGGUUACUUGGCGGGGAGUUGGGUACUGAUGGCAGCCUCUCGGUUGUUCGUUGGUCUUGGCUGCGGUCUCUUCCUGAAUACGCAGUAUUCUUAUCUCUGUGAGUUCACGCUAGCUCAGGACCGCCCUUUGGCCAUUGGGUUUCCGUCUUGGGCCAUCCAACACUGCCUUUUCGCGCUGCUAGCCUGGCUUCUGAAAGACUGGCGUAACAUUCAGCUCAUGGUAUUGCUUGCCUGUCUCCCGACGUUCUUUGCUUGGUGGUGGAUACCAGAAAGCUUCCGGUGGUACAUCGCUCACGACAAACAGCAUCAAGCCAUGGCUGUCGUGAAGCAGGUGUCAAAAUUCAACAAGAAGACACCACGUGACCUGGGUCUUCUCCUGAUAGAAAGCAAGCAACUCAAACCACCGAAGAAGAGCGCAUUCUUAGAUCUGUUUCGGUCAAAGCAACUGCUUAGAUUGACUGUUUUGCUUGCAAGUAACUGGGUCGCCUUGGGUCUGAUAACGUAUGGCAUCAACUACGGUAUUCAAGGCCUGUCUGGGAACGUCUACCUGAACAUAUUCCUCUUUAACCUCGCCACGAUCCCUACAAAAUCUGUCACAAUUUGGCUUAGCAACAGGCUCGGUCGCCGGCUGUCCACCAUAGUCAUCUUUGUGCUGAUCGUCAUUGCAGGCCUCGUAUGUGGCAUAAUACAGAGCAUAGAUACGCCAUAUAAAGGCGGGUUGACCAACGGUUUGUCAAUGGCCGUCUACUUUUGUAUCGGGGCCGCAUGGGGACCAAUUCAAACAAUGACCAUUGAACUGUAUCCUACUCUCAUCAGGACCAGUGGGUUUGGCUGUCUGAGCGUGUUGGCCAGGGUUGGAGCGAUGAUUGGACCGCAGCUUGUCUUCUUGGAUAAGUUUGCCCCGGGACUACUUUACUACUGUUGCGCAGGAAUAUCGGUCGUGUGUGUGAUAUGUCAGCUAUUUUUACCCGAGACUAAGAACGCUGCGUUAAACGACAACAUGGACUAUCUAAAAGAGAAGGGUGCCGAUACAGCGAAGAACGAGCCUAUUUGAAGUAGGUGACAUCAGCAUUUGCGAAAGUCACACCAAGUUCGUUGGUUGUGUUAUAGCAAUUUUGUUUGAUAGAAUUAUGUAUCUUAUAAAAAUUUAACUAUUGUCUUUUGCUUAUGACUUCUACCCUUCAAUAAAUUCUUUUGUAUAUAUACGCGAUUUCUGAUCCCUCUGGAUAACUUUAACUAAUCUUAAAAAUAGCCCACACGUUUCAAUAUACAAUGUAAUUAACAUUUCAUGAAUGGAGCAUCAUUUGACCAUUUAUUUAAAGAGUUUGGGAUAAGCUUUUUGCGUCCUAAAGAAGCAUAAUGAUAAUUAUAUAAUUAAUAUAAUUUUAGAUGAAAAUGAUAAUAUCUGCAGAUAUUUUAGUAAAAGUGUUACUACGCUCAAUAAAUUUUAUCUGUAAAAAGCUCAGAAUUGUCUUAUGACUUUAGUAUUUCUUUUGUAAAUUAGGCCGACGAGUAAGGUUUAAAUCUUAACAAUAAUUUUAGCUAUUUGAGAAUUGCUGUUGUGUACACGUAAAAACGUUUCCAUACUUUUAUCUAAACAAAUGAAAAAUCAAUAAUAGCUACGAUUUACUCAAUUAUGUAUAAUGUUCACGUGAGUUACGACAGAAAAUGGGUUCGUGUGAAUACUAACAUGAUACAUGUACUUGUUAAGAAAUGUGUAAUUUGUUUUGAAAUUAUUUUACCACAAACGCUACUCCGCUUGUUUUAUGUUGUUUAAAUAUUCAUGACUUUAUUGUUUGGGCAGUCCGACUGUUUCCAAACAUUAUUGAUUUGGAAC